Arachis ipaensis is the source of this 1185-nucleotide messenger RNA. RefSeq names its product reticulon-like protein B9. Gene Ontology annotation, biological process: response to bacterium. NCBI's taxonomy places the organism in Eukaryota, Viridiplantae, Streptophyta, Magnoliopsida, Fabales, Fabaceae. The record is from RefSeq and is a predicted model, not a curated record.
AAUAAUAUAUAUACAGUAGCAUAUACUUGGCAUGGAUUACAUGACAAAUCCAUAAGAAUUGCAUGCCAAAGUAGUAGUCUCAUCUAAGAUUCAAGGUAUCCAAGUUUAACCUCAAACCUAAUUCAUACCUUCCUUCAAUAACGAGAAUAGAAUAAUUACUUACUAAUGUGCAUGCCAGAAUAGUAUAAAAUAACAAUGGCAGCACAAUAGAGCAAUAUCUUCUUUCUAACAAGCAAAUAUGGCGCACAAUACAUCCUCUGAUUCUGAUAAUGAAAUUAUCACAACACAGUCAAAGAUCUUUCCCCAUGGAAAAUCAAUACAUGAAGUUCUUGGAGGAGGAAAAGUGGCAGAUGUGUUAUUAUGGAAAGAUAGAAAUGUAUCAGCUGCAAUUUUGGUUGGGAUUACAGCUAUUUGGUUUCUGUUUGAGGUUGUUGAGUACAAUUUCGUGACACUUAUUUCUCACAUUUCCAUCACCACAAUGCUAGUACUCUACAUAUGGUCCACGGUUGCUGAUAUCUUUAAAUGGAACGGUCCCAAGAUUCCGGAAACUAUUUUGAAAGAUUCUUUCUUUGAAGAUCUAGCUUUCAAUUUGCAGAGAAGAUUUUACCAGCUAUUACAAGUGCUCUUCCACAUUUCAUGUGGAACAGACCUACCACGAUUUCUUCUAAUUAUCAUCUCCCUCUAUAUAUUAUCAGAAAUUGGAAACUACUUCAGCUUUAUCAAUCUGCUAUACAUUGGUUCUAUCUGCAUCCAAACACUGCCAAUUGUAUAUGAUAGAUAUGAGGAAGAAAUUAGGAAUUUGGCUGAACAUAUCAUGAUAGAUAUUAGGAGGAAAUAUAGAAGGUUUCAGAAGACAUAUCUGAACAAAAUUCCCAGAGGACCGGUCAAGGAAAAGAAGAUCAAAUAAAAUUACAAUCCGACCAUACUUUAUAAACUGGAUCAAAAAAUGUCAUCAUCAUUCUCAUGUAUAGUGUUGUUAUGUAUCCAUAUAUGUAUAUAGAAAUUCCCUUAAGAAUAAUGUAAGGGACUAGGAUCACAACACUGUCGCAGUUUCCAAGAUCAACUAACAAUAACCAUAUUUAGUCCUCAUUUAUUUAAGUCUCCAGUUAAAGUGAAAAACAUUGAACUAGUUGCCGCUUCCCAAGUAUAAAAAUAAAUGUCUUUAUUCGUUAAGCUUAUUUAUGA